This is a messenger RNA of Lasiosphaeria miniovina, 223 nucleotides long. RefSeq lists its product as uncharacterized. The annotation marks the transcript as partial. The transcript has a single exon. The record is from RefSeq and is a predicted model, not a curated record. Lineage: Eukaryota; Fungi; Ascomycota; Sordariomycetes; Sordariales; Lasiosphaeriaceae.
AUGCGGCCAAUCAGGAAGUGCUCUGUGCGGUUAGUUGCCAAGACCUGGGAGAGCGCACGGAGCAGGGCGAUUAGUGGGGCCCAUGGCGAUCUGUUCGCAGAUCGCCCCGGGGUCCACAGAGCGCAGGGAAGGGACCCUGAUUGGUUGCUCAUAGUUCUAUAUAGGAGCUGGCAGAACGCGCUCUCUCUGGGAGAACGGUUCUGCAGCUAUCAAUGCAUCUGGU